AUGGCUCCUAAUCAGACUCGCUUUUUACCUUUAACUAAGAUAGAAAUCCAACGCUUUAUUUUUAAUAUUCAAGUGGUCAACAAAAAUCACCAUCUCCUGAACAACCUCACACUUGGCUACAACAUCCAUGACAACUAUUUGGACACACUUGGCACUUCAGAUGCCUUGCUGGACAUGCUCUCUAUUGGAGAAGCCAACGUUCCCAACUACAGCUGUGGAAGGCAGGACAACCUUUUGGCUCUUCUGGAUGGAGCUUCCAAGGACAUCUCCAUCCAGAUUUCAACAUUAGUAGGCACCUACAAAGUCCCACAGAUCAGUGAUAAAAUUGUUUCAGUGGCUCUGAGUGAUAAAAGCCAAUUCCCCUUUUUUCACCAGAUGUUCCCCAAAGAAGGGAUCCAGUAUCCAGGAAUUGUGCAAAAUGGAAUUUGCGUUGUUAUAUCACAAUGCUUCCCAAUGACUGGAUAUACAACAAUCUUCAAGGAUGCCCUUUCUAAGUGGAAACAAGUCAACAUCUUUGUUCAUUUUAUAGAAUAUGAUUUCCUUUUGGUCCGAAUUCUUCCUUUCCAUUUGACACUUAUGAAUUUGCCAGGACCCAUAGAAGGCAAAAUCUGGAUCACCACAAGUUUGGGAAUUCAUAUUAAAGAAAAGCACAAACUUCUCAAAUACAUCCAUAGCCUUUGGAAUUUCGUUUACUUGAAAAAAGAAAGACCAGAUGAUGAUGCCUUUGAACCCUAUUUCUAUCUAGAUUCCGAGUUUGAAGAUCAGUCUUUUCACUGUUCUUUUUCAAAGCACAUCUCUUCUGUCAAAGGACGGAAGAAAUGCACCCAGAAAGUGACACUGGAGAGCCAAGAGAAAAAGAACAGCACCCAGAUCACAAAUUCAGAACAUUAUUAUAGUUUCGUUAAGACUCUGGUCCAUGCCUUGAAUGCUGCAUAUUUAUCCAGAUCCAGGAAGAGAAGGGAAGAGGCCAAAGAGAGACUGGGGUCUAUAAGGCUGCAGCCAUGGCAGUUUCAUCCAUUCCUGGAAAAGAACGAGUUUUGCAAUAUUUCAUGGCAGAAACUGUACUUGGACCAAAAUGGAGAUGUAGCAGCAGAUCUGGCAAUUGUGGGCUUCCUGAUUUUUCUCGAGAAGGAUUGCUUCCUGGAACAUCUGGGGAAUUUUGAAAGACAAAGACUUAUUAUUAACCAAGAUGCUCUGUCACAAUUAAAUUUGCUCAAUAAGUCUCUGCCUCAGUCCAAAUGUGUGGAAAAAUGUCAUCCUGGGUUUGUCAAACGGGCUCAAGAAGGAAAGCCAGUUUGCUGCUACGACUGCAUUCCUUGUCCAGAGGGAACCAUCUCCACUCAGGAAGAUACAGAAAAAUGUACCAAGUGUCCAACUGAUAAAUAUCCAAACGAGGACCGAGUUCAAUGUAUCCCAAAAGUUAUAACUUUCCUGUCUUAUAAAGAACAUCUGGGUAUUAUCCUAGUCUCCUUUGCCCUACUCUUGUUCCUAACAACAGGUUUUAUUUUGGCCAUAUUUCUUAAAUAUCGAGAAACUCCUGUUGUGAAAGCCAACAACCGAGAUCUCUCUUACAUCUUCCUGGUUUCCCUCCUGCUUUGCUUCUUGUCUUCUUUUCUCUUCAUUGGUCAGCCAAGGAAAGCCACCUGUCUUCUCCGACAAACAGUGUUCAGCAUUGUCUUCUCAGUUGCUAUUUCUUCUCUUUUGGCCAAAACAAUCACUGUAGUGCUGGCUUUUCUGGCAACAAAGCCAGGAAACCAAAUGAAGAGAUGGUUGGGUAAGAGCUUGGCCAACUCCAUCAUCCUUUCUGGUUCUGCUGUUGAAACUAUCAUCUGCUCCAUGUGGCUGGGAAUUUCUCCCCCAUUCCCUGACUCUGACCUUUACUCCCAACAUGGAGAGAUCAUCCUGCAAUGCAACGAAGGCUAUGUUGUCAUGUUCUACAUCACCCUCAGCUACCUGGGCUUCCUGGCUGCCAUCUGCUUCACAGUGGCUUUCCUGGCCAGGAAUUUGCCUGGGACCUUCAAUGAAGCCAAGCUGAUCACCUUCAGCAUGCUGGUCUUCUGCAGUGUCUGGGUGACUUUUGUGCCCACCUACCUGAGUACCAAAGGGAAAUACAUGGUGGCUGUGCAGGUCUUCUCCAUCUUGGCCUCCAAUGCUGGGCUGCUGGGCUGCAUCUUCUUCCCCAAGUGCUACAUUAUCAUUCUGAGGCCAGACCUGAAUACAAAGGUGCACCUUACAACCAAAGUAAGGUAG
Messenger RNA from Pseudonaja textilis, 2250 nucleotides. The record is from RefSeq and is a predicted model, not a curated record. NCBI's taxonomy places the organism in Eukaryota, Metazoa, Chordata, Lepidosauria, Squamata, Elapidae.